Aureobasidium vineae is the source of this 1287-nucleotide messenger RNA. The record is from the annotation of a GenBank genome assembly. Lineage: Eukaryota; Fungi; Ascomycota; Dothideomycetes; Dothideales; Saccotheciaceae.
AUGGCGACACGGAAGGAAGACAGCCUCCUCGCCAACUGGAAGUGCAUGCUUGCUGUGGUGAUUGUUUCCAUGUCGCCAUNNUUCAGGUAUAAACAUAUACAUUUAUGGAUACGAAGAUCCAAGCCUCCCUUUGGGCUUCAACAUAUCUACCACGAGACAACAGCUCAUUUCUUCUUUGAUGGUGCUGGGCGCUGUGAUUGCGUCUGGCUGCGCUGGGCCUAUCGCAGCGAAGUUAGGCCGCAGAAUUUGUCUGUGGAUGGCAUGUGUUCUGCUAUCUGUCGGAAAUAUAAUUAUGAUGUCUUUCGCAGCNUUAUCGGUACCAUUGUCGAUAACUUCACAGCCAAANGAGAAGGCAAAAGCUCAUACCUCAUCCCACUCGGGCUGAUUUAUGUUGUCCCCGCCAUCAUCUGUAUCGGCUUGAUUUUCAUUCCGUGGGUGCCCUCCACAGAUUUCUCGUCCAGACAAAACCUGACAACCAUACCAGGGNAAUCACCUCGCUGGUUGCUCGAACAUGAGCGACCGGAGCAAGCCCGCAAAUCUCUCUCAUGGCUUCGCCCUGAUCAAGCCCGUGUUGACGAAGAGAUCUCUGCAAUCCAGGCAGGGAUUGACCAAGAGAAAGCCAUGAGAUCGGAUGUCAGCGUCUGGGAUAUGUUCAGAGAUCCCAUCGAUCGCAGGAGGACCAUUCUCUCGGUUGCCGCUAUCAACACUCAGGCGGCAUCUGGUGCUAUGUUCAUCAUCGCGUCCAAGGUCAUCGUUGCGCUGAGCGUAAUCUACAUCUUCAGUUACAAUGUAGGCAUCCUCCAAAAGCAAUUUAAAAGAAGGCAUACGCUGACACUCUGCCACAGGNGCCUCAUUGCCACUUACGCCUGGCUGUCUGGUGGAGAAAUUCCAUCGCAAAGGCUACGAUCGUAUACAUUCGGCCUUGCAGCUUCGAUCGGAUUCAUCGGCGCUUGGUUGGCCACCUUCACAGCACCUUACUUCAUCAACCCCAGCGCAUUGAACUGGGGUCCAAAAUACGGAUACAUCUGGGCACCCUCCUGCGUCGUCGCUGCUGUGUUCAUCUACUUUUACCUCCCCGAGAUCAAAGACAGAACAUUAGAGGAGAUAUCCGAGAUGUUUGAGAUUGGAUUGCCCGCCAGGAAGUUCAAGGGGUACAAAUGUGUCGGCGCUGCCGUCGCUGUGGCUGCGGAGAAGAAGGGAAAGGGUGACAGCAUCGAGGUCACCACUGAAGAAGUGGUCUGGCAGGACCCCAAGGCUACGUCUGAGUCCGCAGCGGUUGUUGCUUGA